Neurospora tetraspora is the source of this 369-nucleotide messenger RNA. RefSeq lists its product as uncharacterized. The record is from RefSeq and is a predicted model, not a curated record. The transcript has a single exon. Bases 1 to 369 code for a protein of 122 amino acids. NCBI's taxonomy places the organism in Eukaryota, Fungi, Ascomycota, Sordariomycetes, Sordariales, Sordariaceae.
AUGGUCUACCGUCCCGGCACUUCGCUACUACCGGUCGGCGCCUGGACUACCGUCGUUCCAUUCCUCGACGCCCGGCCGUUCCUAGCUACAACCGGCGCCGCUGCUCGCUGCCAACCGCCGCAGGCUCUUGGCUUCGGAUCCGCUGCCACUACUGCUCCACCCCUGAGCUGCGUCCUCUCCGACGCUCGACGACAGCCGUUCGGAGUCCAGGCACUACCCUUCCUCGGCUGCGGUAACAAAUCAAGGACGGCGACGGUGUCCUUGAAGCCUAGGGACAGCGGGAGUCCUUUCCCGGUGAGACCGGAAGGCGUGCGUAGGGUAGCUCUGGAUACCGGGCAGGAGAGGCUUCCUGUGCCGAGAGGCGGCUGA